Messenger RNA from Gloeophyllum trabeum ATCC 11539, 1902 nucleotides. RefSeq lists its product as uncharacterized. Gene Ontology annotation, cellular component: mating projection tip. The transcript has 3 exons. The annotation marks the transcript as partial. The record is from RefSeq and is a predicted model, not a curated record. NCBI's taxonomy places the organism in Eukaryota, Fungi, Basidiomycota, Agaricomycetes, Gloeophyllales, Gloeophyllaceae.
AUGCGCGGCGCGACGCCGCCGCCCGGAUACCACGACGCUCACUCCUACUCGACGCUCACGCCGUACCUCCAGCUCCCGCACCUCCUCUCGCUGACGUGGCUCGCGUACCCCAUCCUCUCCCUCCUCUUCAUCGCCUUCCGCCUCGAGCUCUCCUCCGCCUCCGCCCAGGACGCGGUGGCCAACGCAAAGGGCGACCUCCUGACGAGCUGCAAGGCCGCAGAGCAGGCCGCCACGGCGGCGGCGAGCAUGCCAAGGUUUAUGGCGCAGGCGACGAACCAGCAGAUCGCGGACGCGGUGAAUGGCACUAUGAACGGCGCUCGUGCUGCGCUGGUGUUGUCGCUCACUGUUAUGGAAGCGAUUAUCAACUUUUUGAUUGAUAUCUACCGGUCGACGUUCCUCUGCUUCCUGGAGCUCAUAAUCCGAGGCGCUUUGUCCGUCCUCAUUGCUGCAGUCCAAGAUAUCAGCAACUUCGUAACGAGCAGCUUGAACGGUAUCCGCACGUCGAUCCAGAACGAUGUUUCGUCUGCAAACAGCGUCAUCCAGAGCGCCGUGUCCGCGCUGAACAAGGUCAACCCAUUCGGUAAUAUCAACGUCCCGCAGUUCAGCAUCCCGAGCCUCGACGCGCUGCAGAACGUGACCAUCCCGAACACCUUUCAGACCACGCUGGAGAACCUCAACUCCUCCCUCCCGACCUUCUCCGACCUCAAGCAGAAGAUCGAUAACUUGGUCGACACCCCAUUCGAGCUCGUCAAGAAGGACAUCAACGACACCUUCGCCAACCUCUCCUUCGACGCCUCCGUCCUUCCCAUCCCGCAGCAAAAUACCCUCACCUUCUGCGGCGACCUCGACACCUCCGUUGUCGACGACCUCGGGCACGACCUGGUCAAGAUCACCAAGAUCGGCAUCGUCCUCAUCGUCCUCCUCGCGCUCCUCCUCCUCGCCGGCAACUGCGCGCUCGAGUGGUACAAGUGGCGCUGCCUCAAGGCGCACUUGGAGUACACACGCGAGGCGUGGUCGACCGACCCGACGGUGUAUCAUACAGGGACAGCGGCGGCGCCGAGCGUGACGCUGAGCGACCAUAACCUCAUGAUCCUCCAAGCGAGCGCGGCGCACCCGCUCCUCACGCGCCUCGCGAACCAGCUGUCGCGGGCCCUCCGCCUCUCGCCCGCGGCGUACACGCACCUGCAGUGGUUCCUCCACUACGUCUUCCACCCGCCCGCGCUCGCGUGCUUCCUCAUCGGCUUCUUCGGCCUGCUCUCCGUCGAGAUCCAGCUCCUCGCGAUCCACCCGCUCGAAGCCAAAUACUCCGCGCGCGCCGCGUCGUCCGUCUCCGACUUCUCGAAUACCAUCGCGAUCUCGAUGAACGCGAGCAUGUACAGCCAGUCGUCCGCGUACGCGAGCGAGAUCAACGGGCGCAUACUCACGAUGCAGAGCACGGUCAACGACGGCUUGUUCGGGUGGGUGAACGGCACGACGACGACGCUCAAUAAUACCUUGGUGGAGUUCUACAACGAGCUGCAGAGCGGCGUCGCGACGGUGUUCAACGGGACGAUCCUCGAGCAGCCCAUCCAGGAGUUCCUCAACUGCUUCAUCGGCUCCAAGGUCGACGCACUGGAAAACGCCCUGACGUUCCUGCACGACAACCUCAACGUCGACCUCCCGACCGUCAACGAGACCGUGCUCGUGCUCUCCCCCACCGACGUCAACGAAGCCACGCAGCCCAUCGCGGCCGCGGCGAUCGGCGGCGGCGCGGACGACAAGGAGGGGCUCGUGGGCCGCCUGGUGAACACGUACGUGGACUCGCUGAAGAAGGAGCGCAUCAUGUUCGGCGUGUUCCUCGGCCUGUGGGGGCUCGUGGUGCUCAUGGCGCUCGCGGUGGUCUUCUGGCACGCGCGCGGGCGC